Acanthosepion pharaonis is the source of this 507-nucleotide messenger RNA. The record is from the annotation of a GenBank genome assembly. NCBI's taxonomy places the organism in Eukaryota, Metazoa, Mollusca, Cephalopoda, Sepiida, Sepiidae.
AUGGCAAUAUCUGUUUCUAUGUCGCACCGGUAUAACGAUGGUUACCUCCAGGAUCGGUCUGCAAAAUCAGUUGAGGGCCUACGACUCAAGCUAUCAACUGUUGUUUCAUAUCUAUUUAUCUACUGUGCUUUCAAACCUAUCUACCUAUUCAUAUCUAUCUAUCUAUCUUGUACAGCCUUCUUAUAUCUAUCUACUGCCAUUUUAUAUUCCUAUCUAUCUACCUAUUCAUAUCUAUCUACUAAACCGACCAAUCAUAACUAUCAAUCUGUGUGCCUUUUCAUAAAUAUCUAUCUAUCCAUCUAUCCUAUACUGCUUUUUAUAUCUAUCUACUGCCAUUUCAUAUCUAUCUAUCUACUGCCAUUUCAAAACUGUCUGUCAUCUUUUAUCUUUAUAUCUACAAAUCAAUUCAAAAUCAAUCAGUAUCUAUCUGUUGUUUCAUAUCUAUCAUCUAUUUAUCCAUCCUAUACUGCUUUUUAUAUGAAUCUAUUAUCUAAAUUAUCUAUUUAA